AAAUGGCGUUGGACUAGGUUGUGCGUUAUUGUUACUUUUUGUUUUUAGUAAAAUUUUAAAACUGUUGACUUAAAACUGAGCAACAGGUUAACAUGGGUCGUUCGCCCAGCCCGCGGCGGCGCGAUGACAGGCGCAGAGAUCGAGACAGAGACAGGGAGAGAGACCGGGACAGGGACCGUGAGAGGCGGAGGCCUCGGACCCGGUCCCGUUCGCGGUCUCUGGAACGUAGGCGGCGCUCCCCGGACCGCCGACGCAGCCCCUCGCCGCGCCGCCGCCGCUCACGCUCUGCAUCACCUGGACCUUCCACAUCCUUCGUGAAGCCCAAGAAGACCUUCGGUGAGCGUCCGAUAGUCACCCCAGCGGAUCUAGAAGGUAAAACUCCUGAGGAACAGGAGAUGCUUAAAGUUAUGGGCUUUUGUGGGUUUGACUCCACUAAGGGGAAGAAGGUGGAAGAUAAUGUUGAAGGUGACGUCCAUGUGGUGCUGAAACGUAAGUACAGACAGUAUAUGAACAGGAAGGGCGGGUUCAACAGGCCAUUAGACUUUGUUGCAUGACUUCUCGAUGAACGCACAGCGAGCUCCAUCGCAGUAGUUAUAUGUUGGUCUGUUCUAGAAGUAAGGCUGAUAUGUGAUAUUUUUGAUAGCUCGGUUUUAUAUGAACAUUAUUUAUACUUGUUUCUAUUGUAAGUUAAAGGCAUCAAUAGGUGUUUACGAACCUAUUUGACUAUUUAUGAGCCUACUCGGCUUGAUGCCUAUCUGCAGUCCGCAUCGCUGGCAUUCAUUGCAACUUUUCAGUCAAACUUUGUUUGAAACAAUUAUUAAUGAUCUUUUGAAGAUUUUUCAAUGCUGUUAUUGGUCAAUUCUUGUGCUAGAAACAUAUUUUGAGACCUAGAUAAGCUUAAUAUCAUUCAGAUUCUCACAAGUAUACCUAAUCGAAAAAUGCAGGAAUAAUGUGUCAAUACAUAAUAAUAUUCUGCAAAAUUUUUAUUGUUAUCUGAAAUUAUAACCAUUUCUCUUUCCUUUCACAAAAGACAUCCUGCCAAAAAUAUUUCUAAAGAAUUUAAAUGUUAAAACAUCAUGAAUACAUGGGAACUACGAAGAUAACACCCGGACACGCAAAAAUCACUAUUAUUUCCUCUAAAAAAUACAUAAUUAUCUCCCGAAAACCAGUUUCCACCCUUACAUUAGCAAAAAAUCUUAAAUGUAGUGGACCGUUGGCUGCGGUAACUUUCUUUUAUUCCGAGAAAGUCUCCCAUGACACACCUUGGCAUUGAAUUCAGAUGAAAACCGGUUUUAAUACAAUAUUUUAAUGUGUAUAGAAUUUAUUGAAGGUUACGGCUGAGUUUGGGGGUCUCAUAAUAGUAAAUAGCAUGUUUACUGGUUUUUUUAAAUGCUGUUUCGUGGUCUUUUUUAAUUCUAUUUCGUGGGUUAAAAAUUUUCACAGGUUUUGUACAGAUGUAUAAAAUAUUGGUAAUGUUUGUUGAGUUGAAAAAUUUGUAGUUAUUAGAGGAAGUCUUUUUUAUUUUAAACGUUGCCCCACAUUAGGAUUGUCUCCUGUGUCGUGGGUGCGAUUACAAACAUACAAGUUCACAGACACAGUGACACCCAGACCCGGACCAGUCUGUUGGAAGAUACCUUUUUAUUGAGUAAUUAAGUUAGGAAAGCAGUGGUUUUUAUUGUUAAAACAAUGUAGUAACAUAUUGUAACAAAUUAAUAAAUAUGCUAUUGUACAGAAAAUUGAACCUACUAUAGAAAAUUGAAACUAUACAAAUUUGAAAAUAUUCUCACUAAAGUCAAAGCUAAAAUCAUAUAAUUCAAUUAGACCACGAAAACAAUUUUGAAAGUCAACAAAAAAGUUUAAGUGAAGCUAGUUGCUCAUUCCAAGGUGUAGAUUCCGAUGUAGAUGAACGAGCAAGAAACUCCAUAGGUUAUUCCUUUUCAAUCAGAUUCAUAAUACAUUUUUUAAUUACUAAACAAACAAGACUCAAAAGAAUUCCCCUUUUUAUACAUAAAAAUCUAAAUCUGGUCCAACACCAAAUUCACAAUAUAAAAGUACUACAAACAAAAUAUUAUCUUUUCAAGGUUACAUUAUACAGGGUAAUAAGGAAAUAUCAGAUUUGUGGAACAUGUGUAGGAUUCAGGACUCAAAUCUAGUCUGAAAGUGGUCUAGACAGGAAUUAGGUAUACCUGUUUGAAUGUGCGAGUAAAGUUAAGAGGCUAAAAUCUAGUGCAAAGGGAAACAGUAAAUUUUGGGCUAAAACUGUUUGUCCUUAUUAUUGAACAUCUUAAGUAUUUUUAUACAAAGACAGGGUUUGUAUGUAAAGCAUUUAUUUCAAUUAAACCACAAUUUGGUACUUUUGCAAUGUAAAGAAAUAUAAAAUAAAUAAUAGUCUGUCCUUGAGUGAAGAUUGGUGCUCAUUCCAGAAUGUAGAUUCCAAUAAAGAAGAAUGAUUUGCCAAUUUCCAUUUAAAAAUUAAUAAAAAUACUAUAUAAAUAUAAUUCCAUAUUGAUUGGAGUGGUUUUUAUAGAAAUUAAAUUAAGUAUGACAUUUGUACAAUAAAUUCAAUGAUAUCUCAGCCCAAAUGGUUUAUCCUUUUAAACUACUAACAAAUAAAAACUACCGCAAAGUUAAAGUUCGACGAUUCAUUAAUCUGUCUCCACUCAAUACCGGCAGUAUAGUUUACAAUAAAGUAUUGGAGACUCGAUUGCCAAUUAAGAAAAAAAAAUCCUUUUAAACCAUAACAAUUUCUUGCCUUAUUUUGCUGUCAAACUACAGAUAGUUUUUUAGACAGACAGACUUAUUAUCUAUUUUCUUAUAGCAAAAAACUAAAAAACCAAUAUGAAUUGAUAUUACAACAUAUACACUAUUCUACAAAAUGAUAUUUUCUUUUAUUUCUACAUCUAAGGACUGCUUAUUACCAAAUAAGUGUUCAUAUGAAACCGAGUUCUCUUAUCAACUUUUUACUUAGAAUUUAAGUGUUAUACUAUAUUGUUUCUCUCAUAUCAUUUUUGGGAGAUGUAACUGUAUAGUGAUAAAGUGUCUCCCGGUCUGGCCAGCAACAGACAGUGGAUCACUGAAUGACAUGAUUCUGGUAUACUAUAUGCAAUUUUCAACAUUAUAUAAAGCAAAAAAUGUCUUUAGCAAGCGUUUUAUCUAAGUAUAUCUUUUGAAAAGUGGAAUUAAUAGCAUUUUGGCUGGUAAAAUGUCAAAAUUUCAUAUCAUAAUUAAGAUUGUAUGUGAUACAAUUCACUGCAUUAUUAGUAGUCAUUGUUUACACUAUAAGUUACAUCGCCCAAAUUAUCCAAUGCCUUAUUGAUAAACUUCAGAAAUGAUCUAUCAGUUGAUAAAAAAAGUACAAGAACAUUUAGGACUUAGUUUCAAAAUGACUGACUGUAAAGUUCUAUGUGAUUUAUUGACAUGAAUCACCUAACUGUCAUUAUUUGUCACUAAAACUACAAUCAGUGUUAAACUCUUGACCAUACCCAUUUCUUUAAUGGAUAGAAAUAGCUAUAUCAACUGAACAUCUAACAUUGACAGAUUGUACCGUUUAAAUCAGUGUUUUAAAGACAAAAAUUCUUCAAAAAUCUUAGCUUUGAGACUGCUGCCAAAUUCUCCACUUAGUGGACCCUUCCCAGUCUCUAAACAUUAUUUCAACCUAAUUUCUGAAGUCUAAUAAUAAGGCUAGUUAGUGUAAGUUAGUUGUAAGUCCGGUACACAGUACCCGCGCGCAGCUCACGCCCGCGCGGGCCCAGUCAAGCGCAUCCGCGCACCCAAGAAACAGCAUGGAAUGGGCACGGGUCAGACGAUUUUUUGAGGUCUGUCGGGACCUUGUUGAAGACGGUCAAAAUGAGACUAUUUUAGAAACUUUGGCACAGAAAAUACCACUAUUAAAUAUUGUAUGGUGAGUCAUAUAAACUACAAAAUUAUCCGCUCAACUUUAUACACUCAAACGUUUAGAUCUAAACUUCAUAUGAUUCAUUAUACCCCCUAAAUUGCUGCACCAAGUUUGAUACAACUCCCACAGACCGAUCUAUAAGACUGAAGCUAUCCGCACUAGUUAUAAGUUACCGCACGGCGCACCUCUAGUUAAUAGAUGAUAUAUUUUUACACAACAUAUACACACCCCCCUCCCCCCAGAUUCACCCCUUAUCCUCCACAAUGUACAAUAGUUAUAGAUCGAUAUAACAGAAUGUUGUGUUAUUUGUUACUGUUCAAAAUUCGUAAUUGGCAACAUUGAUUGCUUUUUACAACAGUGUUGCCAAGUAAUUUGGAUGAUCAAAUCUCCAUUUUUGGGAGCAAAAUUUGUCUUUUUGGAAUAUUUCUCAACGUUCCUUAGCAAAGGACAUAGCAUUCUGUGUUGUCGGUCUCCGUUAUACAAUAAUAUACAAUGGUUAAAUAUAUUUUUUAUGUAUAUUAUGAGUGUCGCGCCGUGAGGGUGCGGGUCGCGAUCCAUCGUCCUCGUGCAUAUUGCAAACUGUUUGUCAUUACAUCUGCCCCAUUUGAAUGAAUCUACUAAAACUACUAAGCACAAUUUUCGCACUAAAACAUAUCGAAAUAUCUCCACCACUGAAUGAAAUGCUGGUAAAACAUCCACUUACAUUUACUCCGCAUUGAAUUCAGUGUAAUUCUGACCAAAAAUUGUUUCUGUAAAAUAAUUGUAAGUACUGCAAAAAUUGCACUGUCGAAGGUACUUUUUGAUGCCAUUUUGGUUCAAGGCGUCUUUUUCGAAACAACAAUAACUGUUUUUAUUUUUCACAAAUACGUAGACUAGAAGAUUACCCAGGUUGUGUUUUUUCAAGCAAUAUUUUUACUGUAUUUCGAAAUGUUUAAAAUUAAAUUUCUUGUCAUAAUUUUUCUUCAUAUUUUGUUAUCCGAAAUUGUAUUUCUUCAUAAUUUGUGUAUUUAAAAUGUUAUGUAAAACUCAAUGAUUAUGUUUAAAUCCUAAUUUUCCUGAUAACACCAAUUAUUUCAUAAUAAAUACUUAACAACAUCAAUAACCACUGAUAUUAAGUCAGUGUCCACAACUAAACGGAUUCAUUCCCCGUGUAUAUACCACACAUUAUUUAUACUAAUUUAAAGUAAAAAAAUAAGAAAAAAA
This is a messenger RNA of Spodoptera litura, 5098 nucleotides long. The record is from RefSeq and is a predicted model, not a curated record. Lineage: Eukaryota; Metazoa; Arthropoda; Insecta; Lepidoptera; Noctuidae.